AGUCCGAGGGCCAGAAAAAGUGUCCGGACCGAUGGUUCUGCAGAGAACAUAAAAGGCAAUGGUCCAUUUAAAUUUACUGCAGAUCAUUACUCUUUCGCCCUCUCUCAAGUCUGCUGAUCUGGUGUCGAUCAAUUAUUACACGUCACAUCACCAUGAUACCCUCCAUCAUUCUCUUCCCAAUCUUGGGUGUCCUUGCUUCUGCGCAAACAACAACUCUUAAUGUUCUCUUCCCUGUUGAGGGUAUUAAGUCAGUCUACGGUACCGUAGUGGCAGCAAGUCCCCAAGUCACCACAUUCGCCCUUCACUGCGGCGAAAAGGUCGACAAUGUCCAAUGCGAAAUCAUCGGCACCCAGACCGUGGUGGUUGGGCCAGAAACCUUGUCCAUCAACUACUCGUUUGAUGGUAACGACAAGGUUUCUUAUUUUUCUGAGGAUCUGAACUGCAAGAUCAAGACGGCCGAGGCCAGCUGCCACAUCUGGAUCCAGACCGAGAACUCAGCUGGUGAAAAGGUUACCACGUCCUUGUCCAAUUUCGAAAUGAACACCAAAACCCGCCUGAUGCCCGCUAUUAUCACUGAAGGAGCUGAAAAGCUCCAAGCCACAGAGGUCACCGCGACUCCCACGCCAGGUGCCAUGACAUCCACUGCUACAAGUCACUCACACGAGACGCACGAGGCUUCUGGGACCUCCUCAAUGCCCAAGCCUACUACGUCCAUAGCUACAGGUGAUGCCGCUCCGGGCAUGUCACUCCAUGUUGGAGUGGUCGGGCUUGCCGCUGUUGCUCUAGCCUUCCUGAUUAUGUAGUUUAGUGAUUGGAUGAUACAUACUGGGGUACUGACUGAUUGUUGAAGAGGUAAUGCAUUUUUUUAUCUGUAGAUAUAUCUGUUAUAUGAGUAGAAUUCUCGAGUUUAGUUAGUAUAGCUAUAUAUAAUUGAAACUAGUUGCUAAAACCCUGAGAACUCCUUGAUGUUCCCAUUCUAGUCAG
Messenger RNA from Fusarium verticillioides 7600, 984 nucleotides. RefSeq lists its product as hypothetical. Bases 153 to 803 code for a protein of 216 amino acids. NCBI's taxonomy places the organism in Eukaryota, Fungi, Ascomycota, Sordariomycetes, Hypocreales, Nectriaceae. The transcript has 2 exons. The record is from RefSeq and is a predicted model, not a curated record.